Messenger RNA from Pyrenophora tritici-repentis Pt-1C-BFP, 672 nucleotides. The record is from RefSeq and is a predicted model, not a curated record. Lineage: Eukaryota; Fungi; Ascomycota; Dothideomycetes; Pleosporales; Pleosporaceae.
AUGGGUUCGGAAAACGAGGAUCGCCGUUCUACGCGCAAGCAAUCAAAGCUUACAUCGUCCCCUACGCUCCUUCCUGUUCACGAGGAGGAGGUCAUGGAAGACAUUUCUGUUCAUGAGGAGGAGGUCAUGGAAGAAAUUUUUCCAGAGCUUGACGGAGAGGUUACUGACACUUCUGCUUCAGACAACCAUGAGCCUUCACCCAACCUUGACACCUCAGGCUUUAUGCCCUCGGCUUCCAAUGACUUACAGUUCGAGUAUGACAGCCCCACCGGUCUGGAUGCCGAGGAACUCAACGCGUUGUUCAAGCUACCCCCUCGUCCUAAGAAUGAUCCUCGCGAUCUUGCUAGCUUGAAGACUGAAGGUAUAGCUAAGUCUUUCAUGUGGCUAGGGAUAAAGCCGAAGCUGGGUCUACCAUAUGAUUUGGUGCAUGGGAUGGAGCAGCAGCAGGCGAAAGAUGCGAAGAAGCUCGAGGAGCGGAAUGAUAUGUAUGAUGAGCUAGACGAGGGGGAGCAACAGGCGAAGGCCACGGAGGAGGAUGAUGAGACUAUUGAGGCUCGUCCGGGAAAGCGACAGAAGAAGGCCAUGGAGGAUGAUGAUGAGGCUGGUACGAAGGCUACAGAGGACGAUGAUGAGUCUGAUGAGGCUCGCCCGGCAAAGCGACAGACGAAGUAG